Messenger RNA from Musa acuminata AAA Group (dessert banana), 2833 nucleotides. RefSeq names its product WD repeat-containing protein 26 homolog. The transcript has 5 exons. Lineage: Eukaryota; Viridiplantae; Streptophyta; Magnoliopsida; Zingiberales; Musaceae. Bases 830 to 2578 code for a protein of 582 amino acids. The record is from RefSeq and is a predicted model, not a curated record. Gene Ontology annotation, molecular function: protein binding.
UAUUUUGCUCACCAAAGCCUAACACACCUCCUCUUCCCCCUUCCUCUUCCUCAUCCCCUUCCCCUUCCUUCCUCCUACGCUAUAAAUACCGUUAUUGUCUGCUCCUAUAUCUCGUUUCCUUUUCUCUAAUCUCUCUCUCUCUCUCCUUGCUUGCUUCUGUGGUUUAACCGCUGACCCAUUUGGAACCAAUUCCUUGCGGUUGCCCUGCGGGUGGUGCCAGAAUCCAACCCAAUCGCUUGGUGUGAGGGGUUUAUCGUUGGGAUUUGAGGAUUUGGGGCUGGAAUCGAGUUUCAUACCCCGAUCGCCGCUUGGGAUCGAGGGAUUUCCCCUGUUUGGGCCUCUAAGUCGGUGCUUGAUUGAGGGUUUCUCCACCGAUUUCUGCUGUUCCUGAUUAGGUCCUAGAUCCUCGAGCACUUGAUUUCGUAGUAGAGUUGAAGGGUGCGAUUCUCCUAUUGAUCUAUUAUUUUUCCCUUUGUUGUAUUGUUGUGCUGGUGUUUUGAUGCACCGGGUGUUUUUUCUUGAUUCUGGAUGCUUAGAUUGUCGUAGUUCUUGAAACCUUUCCUGUUGAUUGUUGGAAUUCCGACGGAGGAAGGAAAGUUGAUGCCUUGGGGGAGUUCCCUAGCUGUAGGUAUGGAAUAUGCCCUGGCAACUGUGGAUUCGUUUCUGCUUUGUUGUGUAGAUGAUGUUUUUGGGAGGAGAAGGUGCCUAUUUCUUGCCGUGGAAUUCUUUUUCAUAUCAGUUUCUCUAGCUUUCCAGAACAUUGGAAUCUAUGUUGUUUGCAGCUUAUAUCUUGUUCACUUAGAUAUAUAUGGGCUGAUUCUGGCAUUUCAUGGGAGGUGUAGAAGACAAUGAACCACCCUCAAAACGUGUCAAAACAUCCUCACUAGAAUUGGAGAACCUCUCAAAUACUUCGUCUCUUUCUGAGUUCAUCAAUCCUUUGGGAGGCCUAAUGGCCAGGCCUUUACCAUCCCAAGGGAGAGAAGACAUGGUCGGUUCUAAAGGAGUUAUUAAGAAAGUAGAAUUUGUGCGAAUUAUUACCAAGGCUCUUUAUUCUCUUGGUUAUGAGAGAAGUGGAGCAGUUCUGGAGGAAGAGUCAGGAAUACCCUUGCACUCUUCUGCAGUCGAUAUCUUCCGGAAGCAAGUUCUUGAAGGGAAUUGGGAUGAAAGUGUGAUUGCACUGCAAAAAAUAGGUCUUGAUGAUGAAAAUAUUCUGAAGUCUGCAUCCUUUUUAAUUUUGGAGCAAAAGUUCUUAGAACUUUUGGGAAAGAACAGGGUAAUGGAAGCAUUGGACACAUUGAGAAGUGAUAUCACUCCACUUAGCAUUAACAAAAAGCGAGUGCAUGAGCUUUCCUGUUGUGUCAUAUCUCCUUCACAGCAUAUGUUACUUGGGUUUGCUAGUUUGGAAAUAGAAACUUCAAAUGCACGAAUGAGGCUUUUAGAGGAAUUGCAGAAACUGCUUCCUCCAUCGAUCAUGAUACCUGAAAGGAGACUGGAGCACUUGGUUGAACAGGCACUUAGAGUCCAAAGAGAAGCUUGCUACUUUCACAACUCCCAUGAAAGCUGUUUUUCAUUGUACACUGAUCAUCAGUGUGGAAAGGACCAGCUACCUUCUCAUACAACUCAGGUAUUGCGAGAACACCAUGAUGAAGUAUGGUUUUUGCAGUUCUCAAACCAAGGAAAAUAUUUGGCAUCAUCGUCAAUUGAUAGAUCUGCAAUUAUAUGGGAGGUUCGUGAAGAUGGAGAACUAACACUGAAGCACAAGCUAUCUGGUCAUCUGAAGCCUGUUCUAAUGGUUGCUUGGAGCCCUGAUGACAGCCAGCUUCUAACUUGUGGAAUGGAAGAAGUUGUUAGGCGCUGGGACGUUCACUCUGGUGAAUGCCUCCAUGUAUAUGAAAAAAAUGGUGUUGGAUUGAUAUCCUGUGGCUGGUUUCCGGAUGGAAAAGAACUCUUUUCUGGUGUUACAGAUAGGACUAUUUGCUUCUGGGAUUUGGAUGGAAAGGAGCUGGAUUCUUGGAAAGGGCAGCGAACAAGUAAAACUUCUGAUGUUGCUGUCACAAAAGAUGGUAGACAUAUGAUAAGUUUGUGCCGAGAAACUGUGAUUUUGUUGCUAGAUAGGGAAACAAAGACUGAGAGGCUGAUAGAAGAGGAACAGACAAUUACUUCAUUCUCACUAUCAAAGGAUGAUAAGUUUUUGCUUAUAAAUCUGAUAAACCAGGAGAUUCAUUUGUGGAACAUAAAGGAUGAUCCAAAACUAGUUACCAGAUAUAAAGGUCACAAGCGCAGUCGGUUUUUAAUAAGGUCUUGUUUUGGAGGAACUGAGCAGGCUUUCAUUGCCAGUGGAAGUGAAGAUUCACAGGUGUACAUAUGGCAUCGAAGUUCAGGAGAUCUUAUUCAAACUCUUCCUGGUCAUUCUGGCACCGUCAACUGUGUCAGCUGGAACCCAUCGAAUCCUCACAUGCUUGCAUCCGCCAGUGACGACCACACGAUCCGUAUUUGGGGAUUAAACAGGGUGAAUCUGAAACGCAAGGAGAUCUACAGCAACGGAACGGUUCACCUGUGCAACGGAAACAUCAAAUGAAUUAAGAUAGCAGUCAAGUACCUUGACUCUGCAUCAUCGACUGUUUAAAUCCUUGUCCACGGCUUCGGUGGCAAAUGCGCCUGUAAUGACACAGUUGCUGUUUGCUGAUAUGAAGUCUAAUGACUGUUUUAGUUUGGACGGUAAUUUCUUCGAUUGAAGCAGGAUAAAAAUUUCAGUCGUUGACAUUGGUCUGUUAAUUUCAUGGCAAUUUGCUGUUGGCCUCUUUGGAAAUUACUUGUGUGCAGUUUAUGUUGA